Molecule: messenger RNA, 432 nt
Organism: Ambispora leptoticha
Lineage: Eukaryota; Fungi; Glomeromycota; Glomeromycetes; Archaeosporales; Ambisporaceae
Source: the annotation of a GenBank genome assembly
AUGUCAACGUGGGAACAAGUACGAAAAGAAGUCCGAGCCUACCGUAGCUCUGCACAACCUACAAACCUAUUCUGCAUUAAAGAUUUCUGUUUUGACCAAAAGAACAACCGCGUCUACUUUUUGGCGACUGACUCGUCACGCGUAAAGACAUCGACGUUAUACCUGGUUAACCUGAGUGAAAUUGAUAAUGAUAAUAUUGGUAGCAAUAGCAGUCGAUAUGAAACGGGAAAAUCGCAACCUUCACCGCCGCCGCCGCAACAACCUUUGGAUACUGAAAUCCGCUGUUCGAACGCCAUUCUGAAAAUCAGCGAAGAUACCAAUCAGACCAUUUCCGCUGCUUCCUCCUCCUUUUCUUGCAAGCUUUCAUUUGGUUUUAACGAAUAUCAGGUGAAAAGUGAGUUUUUUGCUUCUUUAUUUCUAGUACUAGAUUAA